This is a messenger RNA of Gloeophyllum trabeum ATCC 11539, 1254 nucleotides long. RefSeq lists its product as uncharacterized. The transcript has 6 exons. Gene Ontology annotation, molecular function: protein binding. The coding region runs from base 1 to 1254 and encodes 417 amino acids. NCBI's taxonomy places the organism in Eukaryota, Fungi, Basidiomycota, Agaricomycetes, Gloeophyllales, Gloeophyllaceae. The record is from RefSeq and is a predicted model, not a curated record.
AUGAACAUCACCGACCUGCCACCAGAACUCAUAGAACAAAUCCUGCUUGAACUCGACCCCCUCGACUUCGCUGCUUUCGCCCAGUCCUCGCGUUCCUUCUACGACUUCGUUUACAAAUCCCCGGACGCCCACAUAUGGCGAGAACUUUACCUCGCGCAGCCUUUGGACGACCCUCGCACUUGUCUUGACACGCUGGGAUUCCCGCUCGAGGACAUAGACUGGAAAUGGGAACUGCAGCGCGUCACGCGCGCUCGUACCGUCGUGAACUUUAUAGAGAAGUGCCGGCCGCAUGAGCGGUGCGGCGUAUUGCAGACUCUGAUAGACCUGGUAACCCGGAUCCCUCCUUCGCCCUCGGUCCUGAGCGAUCAGCUGUCAAUGAACCUGCUCUGGGUGGCUGCACUCGUACGUGGUGGCGCUGUCUUCGACCAUACGACCUGGGAACCAUCCCCGGAGGAACAGCAGCUUCGCGCGAAACUACACACAUACUACGGCGUCACACCCUCCGACGCCAAGACAGCAAGCAAGAUAGAGUCUCGUGCCUAUGUCUAUAACAUGCGGAACUACAAAUGGGACAACGAGUUUGGACCCUUCAUGAUGGAUGGGAGCGGACGCGUCAAUUGGUUACACGUAAGGGCGAUACACCACUGCAUGUCACUGCACCUUGUAGAGAUGACGGAGGAGGAGGAGAUCGUCUUCACCAUAUUUCCUAUGAGUCUGCCGUACUGUCAGAGUAUCCUGCCCGGCGGGGCGGAUGUGGGAGGCGUGCAGGACUGGGCCGGAAUCGAGGGGGAAUGGGUGGUGUCAUUUUGUUUCUGUGAUCACAGGGAACUUCUUGUUUACAACAAUUUCAACCUCUCCGAGGACGACCCCCUCGACGCGAGCGUCUUCGCCAAUCCCGAGUUCAUCGAGGUCUUCCGCUCCAUCACCGUGCACAUGCGCGUACUCUCGACCGAGCCGAACCCCGCGUACCCCACCCGCCCGCGCAUCUACUUCGCCGGGGAGAUCGAGACCGGCUCGGAGCACGUUAUGAACGGCUGGGUAGGCAUCACGGAUGAGGGCGUUGUGCGGUGGCAUUUCGUCUCUGGCGAGGAGGGCCAUCCGAUAUGGAGCUCUGAGGGAGUCCAGGUGGGCGGCAUCCGCUCGCCGUACGGCGUACUUGGCGCGUGGACGACGGUGUUCCACGAUGCGCACGAUCCAAUUGGGCCGUUCUGGAUGAGGCGGGUGUUCAAGGACCAGGACGCCCGUCCAACUUAG